Messenger RNA from Symsagittifera roscoffensis, 1842 nucleotides. Its product is annotated as parafibromin-like. Bases 54 to 1610 code for a protein of 518 amino acids. Gene Ontology annotation, molecular function: RNA polymerase II complex binding. Lineage: Eukaryota; Metazoa; Xenacoelomorpha; Acoela; Convolutidae. Gene Ontology annotation, cellular component: Cdc73/Paf1 complex. The record is from RefSeq and is a predicted model, not a curated record. The transcript has a single exon. Gene Ontology annotation, biological process: positive regulation of transcription elongation by RNA polymerase II; transcription elongation by RNA polymerase II.
UUAGUUGUAUUCCGUUUUCAGACGACUGAUUUGUAAACAAGAAUACUUCUAAAAUGGCAGAUUGUCUCAGUGUCUUGCGCGAAUAUCGCAUGACCAAAAAGCCGAUCAAAGUCGAGGACGACUUGGUCAUUUUUGGAGACAAAGCAUGGCCGAAAGACACAAAAACGAACUACAUUCGAUACGACGCAAAUUCGGGCCAAGAAGAUUACUACACACUAUUCUCGUUGGUUGAUUUCCUGGAUAAUAUUAAUUUACCGCAUCAUCAUUACGUGAAAGAAUCGUCCUCAAAACAGAUUCCAGUAGUCAGAUUGCCAGAUCGAAAAGAUUUGGAGAAUUAUCUUCAAGGCAUAACCAGUUCUUCGACUAGGAUUGACAGAACAGCUCCGAUCCAAAUUGCAAUUCCAAGAGGCGAAAAGAGACCUUUGGGAUCUUCUAAUCGAGGAAUAGAUGCGAAAAAACUGAAGCAAGAUUCAAGCUCGAAAUCCAGACAGGAUGAUGAUGGAUCAGGUGCGGGAUCUGGGGCGCCUGUUAGUUCUUUAACCGAAGCGAUUCCUCAAGAGAAGCUACAGGAGUUGAUAAAGAAACGAAAAGCGGUGAUUAUGAAGUCAACAAAACCUGUAAUAUCGGAUGAUUUUGUGGCGCCUCCAAACUUGGUCGAAAAUAGACUUGGAAUGAGCGCCGAAGAAGCGAUUAAGUACAUAACGAGUAAAGAGAGAGUUUGGAGAACAAGAUCAACCAUUCUUCAAAGUACGGGAAGCAAGCUGAUUGGUCAAAACGUGGGGCUCAUUUUACAGUCAGUGCGGGCCAUUGAAGGUGGGGGAGGUGCAAGUUCAAAAACAGAGCAAAAAGAAGAUCAGUUGAAAGAAAAACAAAAUCAGCCGACACAUUACAACAGGUACGACCAGGAAAAAUUCAAAGGUCGCGAGGAUACAGAAGGGUUCAAAAUCGAUACGAUGGGAACUUACCACGGACUGAGUUUGAAAUCAGUGAAUCAAGGCUCAAAUAACAGUUCGAACAGCAGACCAAGUUCUCAGAGUGCAUCAUAUAGCCAUUCGAGUAGCAGUAGAUCUCCAAGUAGUGCUCCUCAGAAAAGAGUCUCAAAGACGCCUAUUAUAAUUUUACCGGGUGGAAGUUCAUCUUUGAUUUCUAUUUUCAACGCCAAAGAUAUCCUGCAAGACCUCAGAUUUGUUUCUUCAGAGCAAAAAAGACAAGAGGGAACGAGGCGCGACGCGGAAGUAUUACUCCACAGGAGCAAAGCGAUCGGAGGUCAGUCCGUAUCGGUUCCCUAUCGGGUCGUGGACCUUCCGAGUAAGUUGACGAUGGAGGAAUGGGACCGAGUUGUAGCAUGUUUUGUCCAGGGUCCGGCUUGGCAAUUUAAAGGAUGGCCUUGGCUAGCUCCAGAUGGAUCUCCCACUGAAAUAUUUCUGCAUAUGAAAGCGUUUUACAUGCAAUGGGACGAUCUGCCAAUCGAUAAAAACGUGCAAAAAUGGGACGUCCAUAUUUUGAAACUGAGUCGCAACCAUAGGCAUUUGGACCGAGCAGUUAUCUUGAAGUUCUGGGAAGCAUUAGAUAAAUGGGUCGGCAAGCACAAGCCUAAUUUGAGAACUUAAUUGAGUUUAAAUAUCAUAAAUUUUUCCUUUAUGUUUUGAAAUGGUCAUGACAGAAGCUACUCAUGGGUCAAAUUGAUCAGAAACAGCUCCGUGUAGCGUUGGGAGUAUUAUUUUUUUGUCAAAAAUUGAUAUCAGGUGGCUUUCUUUCUCUCUUAAUUGUGUUAAUUGUUUUGUUAGCUGGUAAGUCAAAUGAUGCUUUUAUGCAAAUAUUAAUUUAGUAUUAUUUUCUGAA